AUGUCUAUAUGUGUGCUUCAGGUUUCAGGCUUUUUUUCCACUUUUUGGGGAGCGACGACAGCCUUAAAAGAGCAGCUGUGUGGAUAUGAUGGCGGGACGACGCACUGAAGACCCGAACAUGACGACUUUAUCUCCAGAGGUAUAUUCUGCCUUUUCAAGUUUGACCACCAAGGAGCUGCAGCAGAACUUGAGAGAAGAGAAGCUGAGGGAUCGACCCGUCAGGCUGCUGUUUGAAAUCCCGUCGACUCGCAUCAUCACACACACUCUGUCCAAAUACGUGGUGUACGAGGUCGUGGUGAUGCGCUCUGGCAGCUUCGACUCUCAUCGUGUGUCCGUGGAUCGCCGCUACAGCGACUUCGCCCGCUUCCACCACACGCUGCUGCAGGAGUUCAACGAGGAGCUGGAGGAUGUGGUGCUUCCUCGCAAAAUCCUGACUGGAAACUUCAACCCUGAAGUCAUCUCAGAGCGGCGCCUCGGCCUCCAGGACUACCUGGCUAAACUUUACCAAACACGCUGCGUACGACAUUCGCCUCUUUUCCCCAAAUUCUUCACGGAGCAGGAGCAGAAGCGAGCACAUGGUUUGCUGCGAUCCGGACAGUUCAGGCUGGCUGUGGACCAGCUGCAGAUCAUUUUGGGGAUUCAGGAGAAGCUCUUGCCGUGGCAGAAGCCCACCCUGGUCGUACCGACGCUUUCCGCCCUCGCCGUUUGUUACCGGGACCUGGAGGAUCCUGAACAAGCGUUUGCUGCGGCUCAGAAGGCUCUGCCGCCGGUGAGAAGAUACGGACUGAAAGACUACAGGGCCUCGCUGCUGGACCUGCUGGUGAAUUUAGGAUACCAGCUGGGCAAACCAGUGGCCCAGUUACAGGAAGAACUGACUAUGCUGAGAGACACUGAGAGAGGAGAGGUGUUCACCCGCUCCCUGAAAGAGUUAGUGGUGCAGAAGUUCAUCUGAAGACCAGAGUUACGGACUGAUUCUGGAGCUUUUUAGACAAGUAUUAAUUUAUAACGCUGCAAUGUCGGAUCAGCCAUGUUCUU
This is a messenger RNA of Scomber japonicus (chub mackerel), 1035 nucleotides long. It is a transcript of the gene snx20, whose product is annotated as sorting nexin 20. Gene Ontology annotation, biological process: protein transport. The transcript has 4 exons. Gene Ontology annotation, molecular function: phosphatidylinositol phosphate binding; protein binding. The coding region runs from base 86 to 952 and encodes 288 amino acids. NCBI's taxonomy places the organism in Eukaryota, Metazoa, Chordata, Actinopteri, Scombriformes, Scombridae. Gene Ontology annotation, cellular component: early endosome membrane. The record is from RefSeq and is a predicted model, not a curated record.